UCCACCUUUAUAUGGAGUUGGCCUUCCACAUUAUUCUAGCAUGUUUGCCGAGCAAGAAGAAGGAAAUCGGAUGAGAGAAGAUGAAUCCCAACACAGACAAGCUUAUACGACGCACAACCAUGGUUGGGACUUGUGUUGCUGCUUACUUGCUGAUAACCGCUGAUUAUGGUCCUCAACCUAAUGUUCUUGACCCUAUCAAGAACAAGAUAAAAUCAGCAGAACGUUCAGCAAAGGAGUUCAUAUUUGGAUCAAAGAAGAAACAGGAGGAAAUUGAUGCUGGGAAGACAGAGUCGAGCAAUGCCAAGUGAAAUCUAUAGUCUGUAUAUAUGUAAUGUGUCAGGAUCCCGCUUUUGUUUUCUAUUUUAGCUUAUGGUGCAUUACAGAUUUACAGUAUAGGAACUCCUGUCAUUAACUGCUAUAGAGGCUUGGUAAUUAGACUAAUUACAAGUGUUUUUAUGUAUGCUUUUGACUAGUUAUAUCAAUCAUUUUUAUAGUUCUUUUCACA
Messenger RNA from Chenopodium quinoa (quinoa), 505 nucleotides. RefSeq lists its product as uncharacterized. The record is from RefSeq and is a predicted model, not a curated record. NCBI's taxonomy places the organism in Eukaryota, Viridiplantae, Streptophyta, Magnoliopsida, Caryophyllales, Amaranthaceae. The coding region runs from base 81 to 308 and encodes 75 amino acids. The transcript has 2 exons.